Molecule: messenger RNA, 1928 nt
Organism: Gymnogyps californianus (California condor)
Lineage: Eukaryota; Metazoa; Chordata; Aves; Accipitriformes; Cathartidae
Gene: LEF1
Product: lymphoid enhancer binding factor 1
Exons: 11
Coding region: 1-1239 (412 amino acids)
Biological process (GO): canonical Wnt signaling pathway; regulation of transcription by RNA polymerase II
Cellular component (GO): beta-catenin-TCF complex
Molecular function (GO): RNA polymerase II cis-regulatory region sequence-specific DNA binding; DNA-binding transcription factor activity, RNA polymerase II-specific
Source: RefSeq, a predicted model, not a curated record
AUGCCGCAGCUGCCGGGGGCCGGGGGCGGUGGGGGGGACCCGGAGCUCUGCGCCACCGACGAGAUGAUCCCCUUCAAGGACGAGGGGGACCCCCAGAAAGAGAAGAUCUUCGCCGAGAUCAGCCACCCCGAGGAGGAGGGCGACCUGGCCGACAUCAAGUCCUCCCUCGUCAACGAGUCCGAGAUCGCCCCCGGCGCCAACGGGCACGAGGUUUCCAGGCAGACUCAAGCGCAGGAUUCCUACCAUGAUAAAGGCAGAGAGCACUCCGAGGAAGGAAAGCAUCCAGACAGUGGCUUAUACAGCAAGGGACCAUCAUACUCUGGUUAUUCUGGGUAUAUCAUGAUGCCAAAUAUGAAUAACGACCCGUACAUGCCUAAUGGAUCUCUGUCGCCACCCAUCCCCAGAACAUCAAACAAGGUGCCAGUGGUACAGCCUUCUCAUGCGGUUCACCCCCUCACCCCUCUUAUCACCUACAGUGAUGAGCACUUUUCCCCGGGGUCGCACCCGUCUCACAUCCCCUCUGACGUCAGCUCCAAACAAGGCAUGUCCAGGCAUCCUCCAGCUCCUGAUCUCCCUACCUUCUAUCCCUUGUCUCCAGGGGGGGUUGGACAGAUAACACCACCUCUUGGCUGGCAAGGUCAGCCUGUAUAUCCCAUCUCGAGUGGAUUCAGGCAGCCCUAUCCAUCCUCACUCUCAGUCGACCCUUCCAUGUCCAGGUUUUCACAUCACAUGAUUCCUGGUCCUCCAGGCCCUCACACAACUGGAAUCCCCCACCCAGCUAUUGUAACACCUCAAGUAAAACAAGAACAUCCGCACAACGACAGUGAGCUAAUGCAUGUGAAGCCUCAGCACGAACAGAGAAAAGAACAAGAGCCAAAAAGACCUCAUAUUAAGAAACCUCUGAAUGCUUUCAUGUUGUACAUGAAAGAAAUGAGAGCGAACGUUGUAGCAGAGUGUACUCUGAAAGAAAGCGCAGCUAUCAACCAGAUUCUUGGCAGAAGGUGGCAUGCUCUCUCCCGUGAAGAACAAGCGAAAUAUUAUGAACUAGCUCGUAAAGAAAGGCAGCUACACAUGCAGCUUUAUCCAGGCUGGUCUGCAAGAGACAACUAUGGGAAGAAAAAGAAGAGGAAGAGAGAAAAGUUGCAGGAAUCAGCAUCAGGUGGGAAAAGAAAUGCUUUCUCAACUUGCAAAGCAAAGGCGGCGACACCAGGACCCCUUCUGGAGAUGGAAGCUUGUUAAACCCUAGGUGUGUCCUUCAUCCACACAGACCACCCCCAAGGAGUCUGUCUAGGAUGUCAUUCACCCUGAUGUCACUGCUAGAGACACUGAAUCAUAAAGACAAUCACUGCCAAAAUCCUUCACUAUCACGAGGUCCAGCCCCGAUAUAAAUAGAACAAAUGAGCUCCUGGGUCAGCAGAGCAGCUUUUGUCUUCACUCCACCUCUGCCUUGCACUCUUAAGCCCCCGUCUCAUCUGUGUCCGUAUCGAGUCAGCAAACAAAGUAGCGUGGCUGUCUCUGCCUGCUUCAGCCAACAGAAUAACGUAGACCACAGCUGCCCCAUACAGCACAUCGAGGAAUGGAAUUUGCCUGGACCAGGAUGACACACUCAACCUUCUUUUUAUUUAAUGGUGCGACAGGAUCAAUUUUGGUUUUAGCUUUUUUAAGAAACUUGAAUGCUUUUAUAUUUUAACUUUUAGUUUGUAAUUUCUUUGGUGUAUAUUUUACUAGGUAUGAGCUUUUAAACAAGUGUCAGAAAUCUGAAAUACUUUUUAAAUAAAAGGGGUUUUUCUUUUUGUUUUUUUUCUGCCAGAGGAAAAACCUGUAUGGAAAAAAGGUGGCUUUUUUGUUAAACUAUUUGUAACAAAUAGUGGCCUCUCAGUCUAUAUAAUACAGUGUCCUGUAGAACUAAAUAAAUGUAACAACAGUCA